AUGCCACAUGCUGCAGCACGCGUACUCACCGGCGGUGUGCGCCUACCGCCCAUGCCGACCAUACGCGAUCUCGUCAAACUCUAUAAAUUGCAAGCCAUUAAAUAUAUGAGUCAGAAUUUCAUUAUGGACGAACGUUUAACUGAUAAAAUUGUCAAGUGUGCCGGGCGCAUUGAUGCACAAGACACGGUUUUAGAGGUGGGUCCCGGUCCGGGUGGCAUAACACGUUCGAUUUUGCGACGCACACCUGGACGUUUGGUGCUUGUGGAGAAGGAUAUACGUUUUAUGCCUACCCUAGAAUUGUUAAAAGAAUGUGCGCGUCCACUACAUACGCAAGUUGACAUCUAUGAGGGGGAUAUUUUGCGUUUCGAUAUGGAAAAACAUAUACCUUUGACGGAACAUCGCCUACACUUGAUCGGCAAUUUACCGUUUGCCAUUUCUACGCGUCUACUUAUAAAUUGGUUGCAAGAUCUUUCAUUGCAUCGUGGUGGUUUUCGUCGUACGGACACGGCUAUGACACUGACUUUCCAGAAAGAGGUGGCCGUGCGUAUUUGUGCGCCACUGGGACAUGAGCAGCGUUGUCGCUUAUCGAUUAUGUCACAAAUAUGGACCACGCCGUUUAUGAAAUUCGUAAUACCGGGGAAAGCUUUUGUGCCCAAACCAGACGUGGAUGUUGGUGUUGUGAAAUUGAUACCAUUGAAGCAGCCGAAAACGUCACUACCAUUCGAGCUGGUGGAGCGUGUGGUGCGUCACAUAUUCAAUAUGCGUCAGAAAUAUUGUCGUCGCGGUUAUAGCACACUUUUUCCACCCGAAGAUCGUGAAGAUGUGACGGAUACACUUUUCGAAUUGGCCGAUGUGGAUCCCACAGUCAGACCAUUCGAAUUAUCUGUGGAUGAAUGCUUGCGUUUGGCAUCCGCAUAUGCAGAUUUCAUAGAUAAACAUCCCGAAGUGGCUAAAUAUGAUUAUCGUGGCAGAAAAGAACCCAUUGAUGAGUAUUUGGAGUAAUGUUUUGAAUUUCGAAAUCUUUCUUUUUCAUACGAAAAUGUAAUUACUGUACUUUCGCUUGUUUAUAUCAAUAUACUUUUAUUAAAAAUUGUUGUGUUUCGCAUUAAUUGUUCGCAUUUGUAUAAAUAAAAUUAAUAUUCGAGCUUA
This is a messenger RNA of Zeugodacus cucurbitae (melon fly), 1149 nucleotides long. It is a transcript of the gene mtTFB1, whose product is annotated as dimethyladenosine transferase 1, mitochondrial. The transcript has a single exon. Gene Ontology annotation, cellular component: mitochondrial matrix. The record is from RefSeq and is a predicted model, not a curated record. Gene Ontology annotation, biological process: transcription initiation at mitochondrial promoter; rRNA methylation. The coding region runs from base 1 to 1002 and encodes 333 amino acids. Gene Ontology annotation, molecular function: rRNA (adenine-N6,N6-)-dimethyltransferase activity; mitochondrial transcription factor activity. Lineage: Eukaryota; Metazoa; Arthropoda; Insecta; Diptera; Tephritidae.